Molecule: messenger RNA, 2382 nt
Organism: Endocarpon pusillum Z07020
Lineage: Eukaryota; Fungi; Ascomycota; Eurotiomycetes; Verrucariales; Verrucariaceae
Exons: 3
Coding region: 1-2382 (793 amino acids)
Source: RefSeq, a predicted model, not a curated record
AUGUCUGACGACACUACCAAUCUCAUCGACCUCGAUCAGCCCAUAGCUCUCCGCCGUGGCAAGCGACGAAGCGAUGCAAUUUCUCCAAGCAAGCCGACAGCCACUGGCUCUGCAGUACACAACUCCGCCAACGGUGCACCUCAUACCCCCGCUAGGACGAGAUCUAAGAAACGAGUCCGCUUCUCUAAUCCAGGGUCACUUACCGCUACGUCUUCCGCCGCAACCAGCGGCUUGACUCCAUACAUAGGACGUGCAAACCUUAGCACACCUCGAAGACGCGCCUCCACACCCACCGCUGCUCGGAGUGAACCAUUAGAAAUACAGUUCACGCCCUUCCGUGCGGUCCUUGAUGGUCGAACUCAACGUCGGCUUCGCCGCAAUGGCCUCAGCCAGGAGAUGAACGCUUACGAAUCCGAACGAAGGGACAAAGCUCAACUCGAGAAGGCACUACAUGCAAAGGAUCACGAAUUGGAGGAACUGAAGAAACAACUCGAAGCUGCUAAACAUGAAAAUGCUGUUGCCAAUCAUUCAACAGUUGAGGAGUUGUCUUCCAGCCAGAAAAUUGUUGAAGCGGAGCUCGAGGACUUGCGCCAGAGCUUCAAUGAAGGAAACAUGCCGGCCGGCUUUGACGACGACAUGGACAUCAAUUGGGAUGCUGUGAAUGUGCAUAAGGCCGUUGCUCCUCCUUGUCCUGCUAGUGAUAGCGGUGACACCAUUCCCAUCUAUGAUGAUGAUGCAGCCGUUCUGGAGCCAAACACCCCCGACGGAAGAAAUCGAAUCUCUACUCAUUCAGAACCGGUCGAUACCACGAUAGAUGAGGAGAUACUGGCCAUGGCUCUUGAUCUCGAGUCGGCCAAACAAGAAAAGAGAAAACUCUUCAACGACGUUCGAGGAGAUAUUCCCGCGUUGCAAGCCGUCCCGUCAAGUUCGACCAAUCUAGGCGCAUCUCUCCAUUUCGAAGACUCUCCAGCUCCAUCUACUCAAGAGCAGCAGCAACGACAACCGUCCUUCACCACAUCCACAACUUCGCUCCCCUCCCCACCCAAGACCUUCUACGCCGACCUGUCUAAAACCCUCAAAUCCACCAUCCACCGCGCCGAAAAUGCCGAACUCGUCCUUCACAACCUCGAGGCGGACCUCCGCGCCCUCGGGUUUAGUCCCUCAGACGAUGACUGCUCAAUCUCCUCUAUCCUCGACAACAUCCGCGCCCACUUUCGCCAAGCUCGCCUAGAUCUCGAACGCGCCCUCCCAGGAGAGACGCCCAGCGGCCUCCACGAAUCCGCACAAGUCCUCCCUGCAGCGAUCUCUAAGCUGAAGCUCCUCUCCCGCCGUGUGCAAGAACGCGAAGCAGAGCUCCGAAGCAUGCACGAGCAGCAGCGAACCUUGAAGGGGAAUUUCGAAUGCGGUCUCCGCGCCGCUGAGAAAGCGAACCAGCGGAUCAAGGAGCUAGAAGAAGCAGUCGAAGAGGGCGCCGACGACUUAUUAGCCAUGCGCAUGAAACUGCAAGCCACCGAAAAAGAUGGCCGGAUCGAAGACCUGGAAGCCAAAGUUGCGGCGGAGUCCACUGGGCGGCAUAAAGCGGAAGAAAGCGCGGUUCAGCGGCUGGCGAAGAUCGAAGCUCUGAAUGCCGUGCAGAUCCAGCUCUCGACUCUGGAGGCGCAGAAGGCCGAGUCGGAACUCAAGCUCCAGCAAAGCAGCCAGGAAAAGGAUCAGCAGCAUGCAAACUCGCUCCAGAGUCUGAACACGCGCCUCUCGACGCUCAGCACCGCGCUCGCGACCUCGCAGGCCGAAUCCACGCGUCUCAACGCCCUGAUCCGGAAGAGCUAUGUCCGCGGCUGUAAGGUCAGGGGCGCGAACUGGGAGAUGGAGGAUGAGGACGAUGUUGCCGAAGCCGGUGGCGAGGGGGAGCCGUUGACGCCGGUGAGUCUGGUCCGGUUUGUGGAUGUGGAGGAUGGCGAGCGUGAGGCUGGGCUUGAGAGGGAGGGGAGUGAAGAUGUGAAUGGCGAAGGGGAGGUGGAAGGCCGGGUUGAGGUCGAGAGGGGGCGGCGGCGGAGCAGGUCCAGCAGUGUCAAGAAAUCUAACCUUUCGAGGGGGUUGGGCAUCGAGAUGAGUAUGGGUAUGGGCAGGGGUUUGGAUGCGACGAAGAAAGGGGCGAGCGGUGGUGCUGGACAGAGGAGGAAGAGGAGAUUGGACAGCGGGAUCGGGAUGGGCUGUUUGGGUGAGGAAGAAGAGGAGAUGGAGACGGAUACCGAGUUGAUGUCUUCUGAUGCUAUGCUACCCUCUUCCGACCCCGAUUUUGAUAUCCAUGAGGAUGCUUCCGAGGUGGCUUUGCCGUCUUCUGAGCUGGGCAUGGAGGGGGCCACUGUGGUGGGACAGGAGUAG